CCUUCCCGGACCCCGUCUCGAGGCGGUGACUGCCGCUGUCAACCCGAGCCUGAGCGAUCAUGGCAACGGGCUCGGGCGGGGAACGCGUGGCAGCGGCUGCAGCGGCGGCAGUUUGGUGGCGGGCUGGGGCGGCGGAGCGGCGGCGGCGGCGGUGGCACUGGCACUGGCCCCGGCCCUGAGCGCCAUGCGGCGGGGCAGCUCCGAGAGCGAGCUGGCGGCCCGGUGGGAGGCGGAGGCGGUGGCUGCGGCCAAAGCGGCGGCCAAAGCUGAGGCCGAGGCCACAGCGGAGACGGUGGCGGAACAGGUCCGCGUGGACGCGGGCGCGGCCGGGGAACCGGAGUGCAAGGCAGGGGAGGAGCAGCCCAAGGCCCUGGCCCCGGCCCCGGCGCAGCCCAGUGCGGCUGAGGAGGGGGACACCCAGGUCCUUCAGCGGCCACCGCCCACGCUGCCCCCGUCCAAGCCGAAGCCGGUGCAGGGCCUCCGUCCGCACGGGAAGCCCCGGGGCAAGGGCCGAAGCUGCAAGCGGAGCUCGGGCCACGGUUCCGGCGAGAACGGCUCCCAGCGGCCGGUCACCGUGGACAGCUCCAAGGCCAGGACCUCCCUGGAUGCCCUGAAGAUCAGCAUCCGCCAGCUCAAGUGGAAGGAGUUCCCAUUUGGCCGGCGCUUGCCUUGUGACAUCUACUGGCAUGGAGUUUCAUUUCACGACAAUGACAUAUUCUCCGGUCAAGUGAACAAGUUUCCAGGCAUGACGGAGAUGGUGCGUAAAAUUACUCUGAGCAGAGCAGUGAGAACCAUGCAGAAUCUCUUUCCUGAGGAGUACAACUUCUACCCUCGCUCAUGGAUUCUGCCUGACGAGUUCCAGCUCUUUGUUGCUCAGGUUCAAAUGGUGAAAGACGAUGACCCCUCCUGGAAGCCCACUUUUAUCGUGAAACCUGAUGGUGGUUGUCAGGGUGACGGAAUCUACCUCAUUAAAGACCCCAGUGACAUCCGCCUGGCAGGGACCCUCCAGAGCAGGCCGGCGGUGGUCCAGGAGUACAUCUGCAAACCUCUCCUUAUCGACAAGCUCAAGUUUGAUAUUCGUCUGUAUGUCUUACUCAAGUCCUUAGACCCCUUAGAGAUUUAUAUAGCCAAAGAUGGACUCUCUAGGUUUUGUACCGAGCCAUAUCAGGAGCCCACCCCCAAAAACCUGCACCGCAUCUUUAUGCACUUAACCAACUAUUCACUGAACAUCCACAGCGGCAACUUCAUCCACUCGGACAGUGCUAGCACUGGCAGCAAAAGGACUUUUUCCAGCAUCCUUUGUAGACUGUCUUCCAAAGGCGUUGACAUCAAGAAGGUCUGGUCUGACAUCAUCUCCGUGGUGAUUAAGACGGUCAUCGCGCUGACUCCAGAGCUCAAAGUCUUCUACCAGUCAGACAUCCCCACGGGGAGGCCGGGCCCCACGUGCUUCCAGAUUUUAGGCUUUGACAUUCUUCUAAUGAAAAAUCUGAAGCCUGUACUACUUGAAGUAAAUGCAAAUCCCAGUAUGAGAAUCGAACAUGAGCAUGAACUUUCUCCAGGGGUGUUUGAAAAUGUCCCCAGCCUCGUUGAUGAAGAAGUGAAAGUGGCUGUGAUCAGAGACACUCUGCGCCUCAUGGACCCACUUAAGAAGAAAAGAGAGAACCAGUCUCAGCAGCUUGAAAAACCAUUCGCUGGAAAGGAAGAUGCUUUGGAUGGCGAGCUGACCAGUGCUCCAGACUGCAACGCCAACCCCGAAGCCCACCUGCCUUCCAUUUGCCUCAAGCAGGUGUUCCCCAAGUACGCAAAACAGUUCAACUACCUGCGCCUGGUGGACAGGAUGGCAAAUUUGUUUAUCCGGUUCCUGGGCAUCAAGGGGACAAUGAAGUUGGGGCCAACAGGCUUUCGUACCUUCAUAAGGAGCUGCAAACUCAGCAGCAGCAGCCUGUCCAUGGCUGCCGUGGACAUCCUCUACAUUGACAUCACACGGAGGUGGAACUCCAUGACCCUGGACCAGCGGGACUCAGGGAUGUGUCUGCAGGCCUUCGUAGAAGCUUUCUUUUUCCUGGCUCAGAGGAAGUUCAAGAUGCUGCCACUUCAUGAGCAGGUGGCCUCACUGAUUGACCUUUGCGAGUACCACCUGUCCCUGCUGGAUGAAAAACGCCUGGUGUGUGGCCGGGGCAUCCCGUCGGGGGGCCGGCCCCCACACCGUGGCCCUCCCCAGGAGCCCUCCCCCUCGGCCCAGCCAGCAGGGGACAACCCCCCACCCCGCACCAGCUGCGCCAAUAAGCUCUCCCAUCCCAGACAUACCCUGUCCUGAGGGCCACUCUGUCCUCCUGGAAGACGGAAGAUGAGAGCAGCUUUCAGGGCUGGAGCGCCCCAGGCAUUCUGCCUGCAGAGGAAUGGCAGGCAGGCUGCCGAGGGGCCCAGCUAAGGUCCCCACGAACUGUCUCUGUGUGCGGCUGAGCUGUGCUUCACCAGGCUGGCUGGUUCUCACCUGCCUUCCUCCUCGCACCUCCUGGUGAUACACCCUGUUUUUGAGUCAUCAGUCAUUGGACAUAUGACAUCUAAAACGUGACAGAUGGCACCUUCUAUUCUGGGCUCACAGGAAGCACCAACUGGGGCAAAUCUGUUGUAUUUGGGGCACAGGACACAAUCGAUCCCAAGGCCCAGAGCUGUGGAGAGGAAGCCGAGUGUUAGGAUCUGCUGCCGGGGCCUCCACGCGCCCACCGGGAAAAGCCUGAGAACAUCGUGUUUACUUCCUGCCGCCCAUUCCAAGAGAACAAGUGGAAAUAUCAAGGAGGCGUCUGCGAAUCUCCCAUCCCAGUCAUGUGCUACAUGGGUGUAGUGAACAGAUUAACCUCAUUUAGUUCAUUAGCUUGCCUGUUGCUGCAAUAUUUGGUUUGUUAUUAAUUAAGAAAUAAUUAAUUAAGAAGUAACUAGUAACUAAGACUUCUGGAGCCUCAGAGCUGGCAGGAGCCUCAGAGAUCAUUUUGUUUGAUUUUGUUUGACUGUGACCCCAAAGCAGGAAUCCCAUCUUUAGCCUCCCUGACCAGAUGGUCUGAGUGGACCCCUGCAUAGGUGGGGUGCUGGUCAUGUGGCCAGCGUGUCCACAACAAGCACUGCCAGGGGUCCCUGCAUGCCCAGCACUGUGCUGGGAGCCCUGGGUGAGGGAAGGAAAUCAGACAUGGAUAAGAACCAGAGCAAGAGGAGUAGUGUAUGUCGGACCUGGUGCCAGGGUCAGGGGAGCUCACGCUGUCUUCCAUGAGACCCUUUCCUUGUCUCCAUCUGUAUCCCCAGGUAGCCCCCCUCUCGGAGGAAACGCCUCACAGGCAGCAGAAGGUGGCAUUUUGGAAACAGCCUUGGACAUGCCAAUGUCCAGGGCCUAUUGAAGACAGGCAGGCAGGACCUGGCAAAGCCAAGCUCUCCAGAGUGUGGUUGGAUUUGGGGUUAAUGUGGCCCUUUCCUGGAGGAUCCCUUUAAAGGAUGCUGAGGAACCUGGGAAGAGUCAGUCAUCGUGCUCCAAGCGAGGUGGAGGAAAGUAUUUGAGGUGCUAGUACUGUGCCUGGUGUGGUGCACUGUAGGACUCAGAAAAUGCUCAUAGUGCGUGGCAAGGGAGGGUCCUGGGAGGCAGAGGUGCAUCCCAAACAAGCUCCUGCAGCUUUCUCCUCCUUCCUUCCAACAUCCUGUCCUGACUCCUGACCCAAACUGAUAAGAGCAGUUGACCUGGUUCAUAACAGGUACUCAAAAGCAUCUGUGGAAACAAGAUACUUGAAUCUGCCCUCCCCAGAUAUUUUUAAACCCAAAGACAAGAUUGUUAAUCCAAGAUGUCUCCAAUUGUUGGCAAGCGAUUUCAGAGCAGGGGCUGCUCUGUUCAUCCUUGCCUGGAGCUCCUUCCUGCCAGGAGUUCACCCUCUCAAAGAGGAAAACCUGUUUCCCCCACAGUGUGGCUGCCGCACAGCACCCCUUCCCUGCUGCUAGCAGAGCCCAAAGGCCGCUGCCCUUCCCCAGCCGAGAGGGGCCGUGGAACUGAGCCCUGCAGAGCCCACUCUGGGGUGUUCAGUGAGUGACAGCAGACUUCUGCAAUCACUUUAUGUUCCCAAGCAGAAGGCAGGACAGGUGGGAAGGUGGCACUGGCAGGAUGUGCCUCCUGAGGUGCGUCGAGUGUUCUCUACAUGGGGCGCUGUGGAGGUGUCAUCGGCUCAGUUCCCCAGGUAGUAGGGCAGGUCUGUAAUGCUGCUCCCCUUUCAGAUGAGGAAAGGAAGGCCCAGGAGGCCAUGUAGUCAGGACUUGGUCCAGGUGUGUCUGUCUUUGGCUCCUUGUCCCUGGGUGAGCAUGAAUUCAGCUCCAAGUAAAGACCCUGCAGCUACCCCGCUCGGGGCUGCCUGGGGUCCGUCAUGGUCUGGUGGCAUGGGACAAGGCAGUCAGGGCUCCUAAAUGGUCCAGUGUGAGACACAAUGUUUGAAGCCCCCAUGCAGCUCUCCCAGUCCCCUUUGGCAGAACAAAUGGAUUUCCCAGAGAAAGACCAGAGUAAGCAUGUCUGGGCACACUUGUCAUCAGCUGGGCGCCACCAGAAGUCUUAACAAAGCUCUCACAUGACACCAUUUCUUGAAGUUGGUCUUCAGAAAGUACUCGCUUGCCAAAGUGGAGCGCAAUGUUCAGGUCUAAAACCAACCAAGCACAUUGAAUAUUUUGAAAAAUAAAAUCAAGAGGUUGAAUUCCAGCCACCUUGUUUGGGGGUGAUAUGAAAACAUCAGCUCUCCUGGUGAGGGCCUCUCCCACCCCAUGCCAUCAUCUGGAGGCGGGCUGCUCCGCCCACCAUGGCCCCUCUGUCCCGGGAGCAGCCCCCUCCUCUGCAGACAAGGCCCCGAUAGCCCCACCCACCAGCAGGGCACGGAGCCUCCCUGCUGAUUGUUAGGGAAAUUAGGCUGUGGUUUUAUGAGAGGCCAGUCCUGACAGAUUGGCCCUUUUCAGUUUAACCGAAAGUAUUUCGAGGCUGCUCCAUUGUCAGAAUGAGUGAUAACUGACUCACCCCGCCUCCUCCAUUCCUAAUAAGAAGCCCCACUGUGUUUACCCCUUUGGUAAUCGGCCACUCGUUUUAUUGGAUGUAAUUGAAACGAUAGCAAAAGCAGAUGGUUCCUUCCUCCGAGAAGAUAGGAAGCAGAGCCGGGAGUCUGGCUGGCCCAGAGGCACGGCACACAUAGCUGGGCAGCCCCUGUGCUUUGCUGCAGGAUAAGCCCCAUCCCUGCAAACGCCCUCAGGAUCCAUCUCCAGCGUCUUCUCCCUCCCCCUCUCUUGCCCCUUCCCGCUCCUACUGCCGCCUGUCUCUCCCCACCCUCAAUGCACACACAGUCCUCUCCCUAGUCUGCUGGCUGAGUUCCUGGAGAGCUGGGCACUCCGGGGGCUUGGAAUGAACGGGUAAGAAGAUCAGGCUCAGCCUGUGCUCAGUUUGGGGGUUCACAUCCAAGUAUGACAAGUUAGUGGGACCAAUCUGGGGAGGGAAGCAUCAAGAGAACAGGACAGACCCACAGAACUGGGCCCACCUACCCUUUCUUUGGGUGUGCCCCGGGGCAGCCUCCUUGUUCCUGCCUUGCUGACACUGCCUGCUUCCUUCCUUCCAGCCUCCUAGGGGGACGGUCUCAGCGUUUCUGUUGUUAGGGGCAGGAGCUUUGUCCUCACGGCCUGGCCAAAAUGGAGCCUGCAAUAGGUGCUUAUACUUAUAAAGACCUGCUAGAUUCAGUGCAGCUGUUAGCAAGUGCUGGUCCCAACAGACCCCUCCCAGUGGGCAGAGGCAGGGCCUCCAGGACAGCAGCAUCCAUCCCUAAAACAAACCACCUGGAUUUCUCUUACUUCUCCUCCCAGCCUCUGUCCACUCCCCCAAACUCUGACACGGUCUCUCGCCUAGGCUUCCGCUGCCUCCCUGCCUCUCACCCCUCCACCCUACCCUCCAUCUCCAUAGGUCUGGAAGGAACUUGGAGAGCCACAGAGCUGACGUCCAGUCACCUAUUGAAAGCAGCCCUUAUCGGCACCCUUCCUUUUUCCAUCCUAAGGCCCGCACCUGACCCCUGCACCUCAGGACCAGGCUCUGCAGCCUCCCUGAGCCCCUGUCCGACCCCUGCUCCCAGGACUGUAUCUGUUGUCAUGAGACAGGAGGAGGUUGUGCUAUUUCCCACCACCCUUGUCUUGCUGGCCCCUCUGCCUGGAAUGGCCUUCCUCUGCCCAGUGGCAAACAGACUUUCAAGGUUCAGUUCCAGUGUCCCCGCUGCAAUCCCCCAAACAGAGUGAGUGGUUCCUUCCAACUACUUCCAAGAACUGGAAAGUUCCUGUCUUGUCGCGCGCACUGUGGGACCACAGCAUUGGUUCCCACCCAGCUGUGAGUUCCUGCAGGGUCAGGCAUGUGCUGGGUCCACGUUGGCACAGAGCAGGGGCCAGCAGGUGCUUGCUGUGAAGAGGAACGUUUAGCAGACCCCGGGAGAGGAGACAGUGUUACCACACUUGCUCUCCACUUUGCCUGCGGGUGCCUUUAAGAAGCAUAGAUUUCUAAACCUUGCCAAGCCGAUCCGCUGAACACCUCUACAUUCCCGGCUGCUUUGUUGGCUCCCUGGGACACGGCAGCUGUCCUGUGUCCGUAAACAGAUAAUAGCUCCUCCGACUCUAGGUGUCUCUCCAUGGCCCUUUGUGGCCAGGCCUGGGCUGCGUACCCAUGGGCACCCCCUCCCAUUCAAUCUCACAGAUAGGACGCCAGGCUGGACAGUCCUCACCAACACCCCUCCAGCCAGCUAGCCAGCCUUCUUUCAACUCUGCAUUGCCCUGAGUUUGUGUGGGGUUGUUGAGUUCCCAGCAGGUCCUCCGGAUGUGCAUGUAGGUAGUCAGGGGAAUGGAGUGGGAGGAUAGGAGCCCAGACACUUGAAAUGGUGUUCCAUGCCUUUCUAGACCCCAGGCCCUUUCCUGCAUGAUUUUAUCAGCACAUGCUCAAUCCUUCACAGUUUACAAAGCACUUCUAGACCCAUCCAACCCCACCAAGGAUGAGGAUCACUGGCACUCUGUUUUCCCAGGCGGGGAAGUGGCUUCCAGGAGGCUUAGUGACUGACCAAGGUCUCGAGGUCUUGUGCUGGUGAAGUGCAGAGCCAGGAUCCACCUGAGGCCCCCGGCUGGCUCCAGAUCCCACACUCCUUCCUCGGCACUUCCUCGGUUCUGCACGGUGCCUCAGCACUCCCCAAAACAUCCCAUUUUGCAGGUGUGGAAACCCACGUCCCGCAGAGGCUGGGUGUUUGCUCCACUCAGUUCUGGGGACUUAGCUUGAGGCUCUCUGAUCUGUUCUCCUGCCGAGCACCCCAGGAAGGGCUCCAGGUCUCCCAGCCACUUAGUGAGAGUGGCAAGUCCUGUCUCACUUGAUCUUUGGGAGCAUAAGACGAGAUCACAGAAAAUGUCAUCAAUGUGAAAGUGUUUUGUAAACCAAGGCGCUGCUCAAACGUAGUGUUAUCUUCAGCCUGGCUACUGGCUUCCUACAAAGUGUGAAGGGAUGAAGGUAAAAGCUCUUUCUUGAAUAAUGUUAUCCAUCAAGACAGAUGAAACCACACUGGUCAGCUCCUCCUGCCCUCCCCCCCACCCCCCACCUCCCCUUCAUUCCCAGAUGUUUAAAGACAUUCGUAGGCUGAGAAAUGAUUCCUGCUGCUCCUCUGACACCCGGAAUGUGCCUUGUGAUUGGCAGAGUGUCCCUCCAGAAUAGCUUAAUUUUUUCCCCAUUUCUUGACUAAUGUCCUCUACUCCUUGGCCCUGUAAUUGAGAAUUGGGCUUGCAAUGGCCAGCACACGAGCAUCUUCCCUGAAAGCUCAGAAAUGAUGGCUCUCCCGGCAGGGAGCUGGCAUUCCCCAUGGCUGAGAGCGCUGUCCUCCUCGCAUGGAGGGAUCAUUCACCACCGUGUGUAUUAACCUGAAAUCCACCUCACCUUGAUGGAUAUUUUUGCCAAUCUCCCAUUUGGUUUGAUGAAUGUGAGAGAAAUUUUCCCCUAUGGCAUAUGAAUUUCUCCCUCACAAAAUAAGUCUAAAUUUUUUUCUGUUCCUGGAGAUGAAGGAGCUCUGCAGAAUAGGCCACGUCUUCAUUUACCUUUAUCUCUAGUAGCCAAAAGUCUUGAUUUUUAUAUAACUGGAAAAACCACGCAGCAUAAUGCUUAUACACACACACACGCACAUGCAUGCACACACACGCACGCACACACGAUGCACACAUAUGCACACGCACGCACACACGUACACAUGCACACACGCAUGUGCGUGCACACGCCACACACACACAUGCACACACAUACACAAUGCACACACAUGCAUACAUGCACACAUGCACACGCAUGCACACACGCACGCACGCACACACACGUGCGCACACACACACUGAGCACCGUUGAGCUUUGGUAGAAAAUGGCAAAAUUACGAUGUUUUUCUCAUUUCUGGUGAUUGGCUUCCGAGUGUUAUUUAGAGAGCGGAGUGGAGAGGGCUCUUUGCAGCCCUGCGGUAGUGUCUUGUGCUCACCAAGAGGCUCACGGGAAACAUGUCCUCCAACAUGAAGGUGUUUGCUAAGAUUCCAACCAGGACCCAGUCUUGGGCCACAGAACACUGUCUGCUCCCCCAAGCCCCUCGCAGACCGCAGGGAUAUUUUCCCUUCAGAACCUGUUGCAUCAGAAUGGGGAAAGCGAGGGCUGAGAAUCCCAGAAGAGGCCGUGAACUGUUCUGGAAAAGCGAGGGCUUUGCAGUCAGACCUUCAUAUGCACUUUGUUCUAUCUGUUGCGCUCUCCCUAAAUGACCACGGGCCAGUGACUUUACCUCUCUGAUCCCUGCUCCUUGCCUAGAUAGUGGGGAUCACGUCGUAAUGUAUGUAAAGAACCGGGUGCGGGACUUGGCACCUGGGAAGUGUCUUAAUACAUGUCUGUCGAGAAAAGGAAGGGUCUCGACGUGCGGAAACAAGACGGAUGCCAGGAAAUACGUCUGCCCACCUCCACGCCCCUGACAGCGGAGGCUCCUGGGGGUCUGGUGAGAGGCCCCACGUGCUCCAGCCCCCUCCGCUCUGUGCUGAGCUCUGCCUUUAAGAGACUGCAGCUCCUGCCUCUUAAAAGCCUUUCAAAAUUCUUUAUUAAAUUUUCAUGGCGCAUAAAGUCAAGGUUCUGUUACUUGGCCUCAGUUGUCUUGGCAACUUCAUAAAACGCAAUAAUAAAACGAAGCUGAGUGUUGCUAAA
Messenger RNA from Pan troglodytes (chimpanzee), 9226 nucleotides. It is a transcript of the gene TTLL11, whose product is annotated as tubulin tyrosine ligase like 11. The record is from RefSeq and is a predicted model, not a curated record. Gene Ontology annotation, molecular function: tubulin binding; tubulin-glutamic acid ligase activity. Gene Ontology annotation, biological process: microtubule cytoskeleton organization; protein polyglutamylation. Gene Ontology annotation, cellular component: ciliary basal body. The transcript has 9 exons. The coding region runs from base 185 to 2317 and encodes 710 amino acids. NCBI's taxonomy places the organism in Eukaryota, Metazoa, Chordata, Mammalia, Primates, Hominidae.